This is a messenger RNA of Carassius gibelio (silver crucian carp), 1203 nucleotides long. RefSeq lists its product as uncharacterized. The transcript is spliced from 6 exons. The record is from RefSeq and is a predicted model, not a curated record. NCBI's taxonomy places the organism in Eukaryota, Metazoa, Chordata, Actinopteri, Cypriniformes, Cyprinidae. The coding region runs from base 292 to 1203 and encodes 303 amino acids.
GCUGUAUGUAAGAAAUCUAUUUUAAUUAAUCAUAAAAUGGCCCUGAUGUGUCACUAGACAUUAAGAAAUCAUGUUCAUUUCAUAUACGUAUAUCACUGACAACAGUAGUCCGGCCAGGAUAUUGUCAUUUAAAAAGUGGACUUGCAGCCCUCAACUGAUGUUGUUGUUGUCAUUUUGUGUUUUGGCCUGACGCGCCUCCCUCCUCCUAUCUACCAAUCACGAAGUCAGUAGUGUUUCGGGAUCCGUGUUGCCAGCUUUGCUGUAACUUACUCUAACUCCAGUCGGAUAAAAAUGUCUGUUACUAAAUCAAAAAGACCUCGUUAUAAUUCCGAAAUUCGUCGUGACAAAGUCCGAAAUAAAACCAGAAUUUGUAUUGGAGAUGCUUUUGAACGAUGGAGACGGCUGAAAACGGAGAAGAAUUUGAACACAGAUGCCAACGUUGCUAAUUUUCUCCUGGACAGCUAUUAUGGCCCCAGCACCUCAACACCCAGUAAGAGAAACUUGAAGAAGCACCACCUGACUGCACCAUCACUUUCCAGUAUUGUAUGUGCAUCAUCUGAAACACUUUCAAAUCGAGAGGACCUGUCGCCUAUUGAGGAAAGACUGGAAGAUGAUGAGCGGACCAUGGAUGCCUCUGAGGUUCUGGAGGAAAGUCUACAGAACAUGAGCAUCCAGGAUGCUGAAACCCAGGUCAUGAAUGAGCAGGAGAUAAAUGAUCUAAUGAACAGUGUAAUUGAUUGGGGGGACAGUGAAGGUGUUAGUAAUGAGGAGAUUGAAGCAGAUGACAGUGAAGAUGAGGACUAUGUCCCUCGUAUUUGUAUUCGGUUGGGUGGAGCAUUGCAGGCACCACCAUGCAUUGACAAUCUGCCUGUGAUAGAUGCCAGUGAGACAGUACAUGACAUCCCGGAUGUAGAGCCUCCAUCAGUCACCUUACCUACACUUCAACAACCUGGCUUUCCUGAUACACUGGAGGUCAUGACUGAAGAUGACCUAAUCGGGAAACGGGCCUCCAUCACUUAUGAGGACAGUUUGAGGCAGCUUGCAACAUUACUUGUGCUUCCGGUCCAAAAGUGCCCAUACACAUGUGACAUCAGUAAAAUGGAGUGUCAGUGUCGCCCUCCAUUUGAAGUUUCCAUUACACACAGGGGUACUGCAAGCAUCAUGGAAUGGGUAUGUGUUGUAAUCAUACUACAUUGCAAAUAA